Molecule: messenger RNA, 3669 nt
Organism: Myotis brandtii (Brandt's bat)
Lineage: Eukaryota; Metazoa; Chordata; Mammalia; Chiroptera; Vespertilionidae
Gene: FBRS
Product: fibrosin
Exons: 19
Source: RefSeq, a predicted model, not a curated record
GACGACGGGGAGGCCGAGGAAGAGCCGGAGGAGGAGGAGGAAGAGGAGGAGGACUUGAUCGAUGGCUUCGCCAUCGCCAGCUUCGCCAGCCUCGAGGCCUUGCAGAAGGAUGCCUCUCUCCAGCCCCCCGAGCGCCUGGAGCACCGGCUGAAGCACUCGGGGAAGCGGAAGAGGGGGGGCUCCAGCGGGGCCGCCGGGGAGCCGGGGGACAGCUCCGAUCGGGAGCCCGGCCGGCCCUCCGGAGAUCGCGCCCGAAAAUGGCCCAAUAAGCGGAGAAGGAAAGAGGUCUCCUCGCGUCACUCCCUGGAAGCCGGAUACAUAUGUGAUGCGGAAAGCGAUCUGGACGAGAGGGUCUCCGACGAUGACCUCGACCCAUCCUUUACUGUUUCAACCAGCAAAGCCUCGGGCCCUCAUGGCGCCUUCAAUGGGAACUGUGAAGCCAAACUCUCCAUAGUCCCUAAAGUGUCGGGCCUGGAGCGGAGCCAGGAGCAGCCCCCAGGGCCCGAUCCGCUGCUAGUGCCUUUUCCCCCAAAGGAACCACCACCUCCACCAGCCCCUCGGCCUCCUGUCUCACCCCCUGCACCCCUGCCGGCCACCCCCAGUCUGCCACCCCCACCCCAGCUGCAGCUUCGGGUCUCACCCUUUGGCCUCCGCACUUCUCCCCAUGGCAGCAGCCUGGACCUCAGCACUGGCAGCUCUUCACGGCCGCCCCCCAAGGCCCCGGCCCCUCCCGUGGCUCAGCCUCCCCCCUCAUCAUCCUCUUCGUCCUCUUCCUCCUCAUCUGCCUCCUCCUCGUCCGCGCAGCUCACCCACCGGCCCCCGACGCCCUCACUGCCCCUACCUUUGUCCAACCACAGCUUUCCUCCCCCUGGGCUGCGGCCCCCCCCAUCAGCUGCUAACACCCUUUCUGAGCAGGACCUGAUCGGCCAGGACCUGAACUCUCGCUACCCUGAGGUGGUGGGGGCAGGGGGCUCAGCCCGGCCCCUGGCCUUCCAGUUCCACCAGCACAACCACCAGCACCAGCAUACCCACCAGCACACCCACCAGCACUUCACCCCUUACCCCCCAGGCCUGCUGCCACCCCACGGCCCCCACAUGUUUGAGAAAUACCCAGGAAAGAUGGAAGGCCUUUUCCGGCAUAAUCCGUACACGGCCUUCCCUCCCGCAGUGCCCGGCCUCCCUCCGGGCCUCCCGCCGGCUGUCUCCUUUGGCUCCCUGCAGGGGGCCUUCCAGCCCAAGAGCAUGAACCCCGAGCUGCCACCACGACUGGGGCCAAUGCCAAGCGGGCUUCCCCAAAAGGGGACACAGAUCCCUGACCAUUUCCGGCCACCUUUGAGGAAACCAGGGAAGUGGUGUGCCAUGCACGUGCGUGUGGCUUACAUGAUCCUGAGACACCAGGAAAAGAUGAAGGGCGACUCCCACAAGCUUGACUUUCGGAACGACCUCCUGCCCUGCCUUCCGGGGCCCUAUGGGGCCCUGCCCACUGGCCAGGAGCUCUCCCACCCGGCUGCCUCCCUCUUCACUGCAACUGGUGCCGUCCACGCUGCAGCCAACCCCUUCACGGCAGCUCCCGGGGCCCAUGGACCCUUUCUGAGCCCCAGCACCCACAUUGAUCCCUUUGGGCGUCCCACAAGCUUCGCCUCCUUGGCUGCCCUCUCCAACGGGGCCUUUGGAGGCCUGGGCAGCCCCACAUUCAACUCCGGCGCCGUCUUUGCCCAGAAAGAAAGCCCAGGGGCCCCACCAGCCUUCGUCUCCCCCCCAGACCCAUGGGGUCGCCUGCACCGCAGUCCUCUGGCCUUUCCUGCCUGGGUCCGGCCCCCUGAGGCCGCCCGGACACCAGGCUCAGACAAGGAGCGGCCUGUGGAGCGGAGGGAGACUUCUAUCACCAAGGAGGAGAAAGACAGGGACCUCCCCUUCUCACGGCCCCAGCCCCGAGUAUCUCCUGCUACUCCCAAGGCCCGGGCUGGUGAGGAAGGGGCCAGGCCAGCCAAGGAAUCGGUGCGGGUAAAGGAAGAACGGAAAGAGGAGGCUGCUGCUGCCGCUGCUGCUGCCACCGGGCCUCAGGGCCUCCACCUGCUGUUUGAGAGGCCCCGGCCACCCCCCUUUCUGGGCCCUGGUCCUCCAGAGCGCUGUGCUGGCUUUUUGGAUCCAGCCUGGUUGGCAGGGCCCCCUCGCCUUGCAAGGCCACCCCGCUUCUAUGAGGCGGGAGAGGAGCUGACUGGACCAGGGGCAGUGACUGCUGCCCGCCUGUAUGGUCUGGAGCCUGCCCAUCCCCUGCUAUACAGCCGCUUGGCUCCUCCACCGCCGCCUACUGCGGCCCCAGGAACCCCUCACCUUCUCAGCAAGACCCCACCAGGAGCCCUUUUGGGGGCACCGCCUCCACUUGUGCCCGCCCCCCGGCCUAGUUCCCCACCUAGGGCCCCUGGCCCAGCCCGGGCUGACAGGUGAGGGGAGGGGAGGGGCAGGGGCAAAGCUCCAUCCCCCUUUCCUUUUGAUAAGAUCCUAGAACUGAGGUUUUAAGCCAGGGCUGGAGGGCAAAGGUCGCGACCUCACCAGCCAUCUCUGAGGUCAUGGAAUCUGAGAACAGAGCCCCAACCCCCAUGAGAUCAAGCAUCAGAUGAACCUUGGGGUCAUUGGGAGGGCAGAGGUCACACACUUCUAGAGAGGUGUGUGUGUGUGUGUGUGUGUGUGUGUGUGUGUGUAUGUGUGUGUCUGUACACAUACAUAUGAGAGUGGGGGUCAUUUCAGAGGUCAUAGCUCAUAGAUCUCCUGAGGUGCACCAUCGCCCCUGAGGGCCCCUAGGCCCUUGGCCUGCCUCCCCAAGGGCUCACUAAGCCAGAGGCCAAAGUGCCCCCUCCCCUUCACCUACCACCCAAGUCCUCAUGCCCUCUCAGGGUUGGGGGAGGAGGGGCUAAAGGAAGGGGAGUUCCAUGUACAUAUUUAUCUCCCCUUCCACAUAGCCCCCCAGACCUUUUGUACAUUUUUACAGGGGUGCCCCUCCCAAUAACCCCCCUUCCUGGUUAAUUAAAUCCUCAGACUGGUGCUGUGUUCCUAGCCUCUGGCCUCUCUGUGGGGGGAGGGGAGAUUGCAGGGGGAAGAGCUGGGAGGGGACAGGCAGGCCCAGGGCUUAUCCCUAGGAAUAUGGGGUCCAGCAGGAAGUGGACCAACAAGGGAAGGGACCUGGUACCUAGGCUGGAAAGAAGUGCAAAUGCUUCCUGCUUGGCUGACAGCCCAGGUUCCCCCCACUUGUUCCUGUUACCUCUGUGUGCCCCAGCCCCAAAGGCUCAACCUUUAAGCUUCAGAGUCUACUUCUUUCUUAGUGGCUCAGUGCCCCCACUCCAUUUCCAAGUGCCCCCAGGACUCCUGGGCCCUGCUCUCUAGAGCCCUGUUCCCAGAGCCCUGCCCGGCUACGGAGGGCCAGAGAAGGUCACCAUGUACCACACACCAAAGAAGGGGGUCCGCUUGGGGUGGGCCACACAGGCAGCUUCCUGAGCAGCCUCUGGGCAGCAGCCUCAGCCUUCCCAAAGCAGCAGGUGCCCCCAGGCUGGGGCCCAGCCUAGAAGGCGGGGGUCAGUUUAACAAAAACAUAAUGUUGACUUUUUUCCCAGGUGGGGCUUAUUCUGUAACAUGACUUGCGGAUAUUUAUAUAAAAAUGAGUGUUACAAUGAG